AUGGAGUCGAUGCCCGGCCAGCUUCCAGCGGGACAAGACGCCAGCGCUUCCCCCAGCUUAAAGCAGGACGCACAAAGCUUCUCCAGCCCCAGCCUCAAACCAAACCAAGUCAGCGAGACCUCCCUGUACGGGGUGCCCAUCGUGUCUUUGGUCAUAGAUGGUCAGGAAAGACUAUGCCUGGCGCAGAUAUCCAACACCCUGUUGAAAAACUACAGCUACAACGAGAUCCACAACCGCCGUGUCGCCCUGGGCAUCACCUGUGUACAGUGCACCCCUGUUCAGCUGGAGAUCCUGCGGCGCGCCGGGGCCAUGCCUAUAUCCUCCAGGCGCUGUGGCAUGAUCACCAAGCGGGAGGCCGAAAGGCUCUGCAAGUCCUUCCUGGGCGCUCACAACCCCCCAAAGCUCCCAGAAAAUUUUGCAUUUGAUGUCUCUCAUGAAUGCGCAUGGGGCAGCAGGGGCAACUUCAUACCUGCUAGAUACAACAGCUCCCGAGCCAAGUGCAUAAAGUGCAGCUUUUGCAACAUGUAUUUCUCUCCAAAUAAAUUCAUUUUCCACUCCCAUCGCACUCCUGAGUCGAAGUACACGCAGCCGGACGCAGCAAACUUCAAUUCAUGGAGACGCCAUCUGAAACUGACGGACAAAGGCUCAUCUGAUGACAUUAACCACGCCUGGGAGGAUGUAAAGGCCAUGUUCAACGGGGGGAGUAGAAAGAGGACGCUGCCCAUGAGUGGGUCGGAUAUGUCCUCUCCGAUGAAAUCACAGGCCCCAUCCAGCCUCACCCAGACCAGCUCCCCAGAGAUCCCCCACAAAACUUUGCGCUGCGAUGAAGACAGGGGGAAUAGCAACCUCGGUUUGGCGAACGGCGCACGGAGCUAUCCAGUCAUCCCAGUGCCCAGUAAGAGUUUUGGCAUGCUUCAGAAAAUCCCCCCACCCCUGUUCCCUCAUCAUCCCUACGGUUUCCCGGGGUUUGGUUUGUGUUCGAAGAAGGAUGACGGCGUGGCCGAGCCGAACAAAACCAACGUCUCUGGUGUAUUUUGGCCUGGCGCAAAGGAAACCAUCUACUCAGCUUUCCCCAUGUUUUGGCCCACAGCUGGUAGCCUCCCCAUGCCCCCCUAUCCGGGCUCGCCACCCAAACCUCCCACAGAGCUGCUCGGCGUCCGGCAGGGUGAGCUCGAUUUAUCGGACCAAAGCGACCUGAGCGCAAACACACCCAAAGACAGCAGCCACCAGCAGCAGGACGGCGGAGAGCGCUGCCCUAGCUCCCAGUCCACCAUCAGGAACGACGAGGAUAAAUCCGGGGACGAGACCUCGCAGAGAAAGACCAGCUACAUCUCGGCCUUCAGACCUGUGGUUAAAGACGCAGAAACUAUCGCCAAGCUCUACGGCAACCGGGACAGCUACAGCGUGCGCCCCGGCUACCUGUCACCGGAUUUUGUCAGCGAAAGCUCCAGUUACAGGUCGAUAUCACCAGACAGGGACAGCGUGGUGGAAGACGAUGACCCCGACGUGGACGUGGAGACGAACAGGGGACAAGAUGAGGAGGACACGAUCCGGAUUUCGGCAGGAGCAGAGCGUCGCGGCUCCUCUGUGCCAGACCAGGUCACUUCCGGUGCCGAGGAGAGCCAAGAGCAGCCUGCCUGCAGUCCCAGGACAGCAUCAGCAUCACCAGAGGACACACAUACCGGGUCAUCAGAUGAGGACAGACAGAUGCGCAAUGGUUCACCGCUUUAUGAAAUGUACGCCCAUGAAAAGGACGGCCACGCGCUCAUGAACGAGCCGUCGUCGUUUGGGUCGAAACAGUCGAGCAGCCCACGCCGAUCCACCGGUGCGCAUCACGUCUCUGAACAACAGAGUCAACGCAACCCCACGUCCUAUCAGGAUCAAAAGGACAGACAAGCCGACGGAGCUUUACGCAUUGAUAUCAGCGUCCAUGAAAAGGACCUGGAGAAUAUGGCUAAAGAGGAGCUGCAGAAGCAGCUUGUGGAACAAGUGGAAUUAAGGAAAAAGCUGGAGAGAGAAUUUCAACAUUUGAAAGAUAAUUUUCAGGAUCAAAUGAAGCGUGAGCUGUCCUACAGAGAGGAAAUGGUCCAGCAGCUCCAGAUUGUUAGAGACACAUUGUGCAGCGAGUUGGACCAAGAGAGAAAGGCUCGUUAUGCAAUACAGCAGAAGCUGAAAGAAGCUCAUGACGCCCUUCACCAUUUCUCCUGCAAGAUGCUGACCCCUCGCCACUGUACUGGAGCCUGUACCUUCAAACCUCCUCUACUGCCACCCUAGUGGAGGCCGCACCCUCCACCUGACCCCAGAGCAGCUCAUUUUGCGCCAGCCAAAAAACAGUUCCACCUCAAGAGUUCUCCUGUAUUCACUUACCACUUGUAACCCAAGGAUUACCAACCUGCAGAUACACCAUCGAUUUUAGUACUUAAGUGAAUAUAUGGAGACUUGAAGGAGGGGCAGCGGACCCCCGUCGAGCUGAGCUCUUGAGUUAGGAAUUCAGGAUAUACCUAAACACGUUCAUUUUGUUCAUUUUAUGUUUUAAAUCAACGGAUUGUUUAUAUGAAGCUGCAAAGCUCCGGAGAAAUGCCCAAACCAAGGAGUCUCUUUCAAUCAAAAUUGUCUGCUCUUUAUAUUCUGA
Messenger RNA from Myripristis murdjan (pinecone soldierfish), 2632 nucleotides. RefSeq names its product SKI family transcriptional corepressor 1a (gene skor1a). Gene Ontology annotation, cellular component: cytoplasm; transcription regulator complex; nucleus. Bases 1 to 2274 code for a protein of 757 amino acids. Gene Ontology annotation, biological process: negative regulation of BMP signaling pathway; negative regulation of transcription by RNA polymerase II. Gene Ontology annotation, molecular function: DNA-binding transcription factor activity, RNA polymerase II-specific; RNA polymerase II cis-regulatory region sequence-specific DNA binding; SMAD binding. The record is from RefSeq and is a predicted model, not a curated record. The transcript has 8 exons. NCBI's taxonomy places the organism in Eukaryota, Metazoa, Chordata, Actinopteri, Holocentriformes, Holocentridae.